CUGCCAAAAAUUGAGUUUUGCACAAAACAAUCCCAUCCAAUACCGGAUUCAAUUGUUAUACAAACGCAGAUCUGAAGAUCAGCUUCCAAUUUCAAGAAUGCCAUCCGACUACACCUUUGCCAAACCAGACGUCGCUCUGGACGAGGGCAUCUACGCCUUCCUGGAGGAGUUUUAUCGCAUCACCGACGACCCCGAGGGACAUGACCUCUACACCCAACAAUACACCCCGGACGGUACAGCGAUAAUGGCGACCUUCAAAUGCAAAGGGACUGAAGAGAUUCGCGACUUCCGACAGAGAAUGUGGGACAGGGUAAAGGCCCGCAAGCACAAGAUUCAUCGCGUCUUUGCGGCCGCGCCCGGGUCCCCCGAGAUCAUGUUGUACGGAGAGGUGAAGCAGACGCUCCGGAGCGGAGGCGACCUGGUCAAGGAGUGGGCUGCGCACGGCGUGCUGGAGAAGAGUGCCGAGGAUGGCAAGUGGAGAUGGGCGUUUUAUCAGGUUUAUCUGGAUAUGUCAAAUUGAACGGUCAUGGGCUGUGGCUAGCAGUAUCCCCGACGUGUCUGUUAAUCUAUUUCCAUCUGAGCCAGAGCAUCAGCUCGACAGCAUGGGCUUUUGGGUGAUCAGCGGGACUUUUGUGGGAGCAUAGUCUUGUCGUUAGGGAGUAGUCGCGCUGGGCUAGCCCAAGGGAGGCGGGAUCAUGUUCCAAAACUUAGCAGCCAUUACAGCAAGCACACAACGAGCUUUGGUG
This is a messenger RNA of Pyricularia oryzae 70-15, 746 nucleotides long. RefSeq lists its product as uncharacterized. The transcript is spliced from 3 exons. The record is from RefSeq and is a predicted model, not a curated record. Bases 98 to 520 code for a protein of 140 amino acids. Lineage: Eukaryota; Fungi; Ascomycota; Sordariomycetes; Magnaporthales; Pyriculariaceae.